This is a messenger RNA of Hyaena hyaena (striped hyena), 1605 nucleotides long. It is a transcript of the gene MND1, whose product is annotated as meiotic nuclear divisions 1. Gene Ontology annotation, biological process: reciprocal meiotic recombination. The transcript is spliced from 10 exons. Bases 1 to 1467 code for a protein of 488 amino acids. NCBI's taxonomy places the organism in Eukaryota, Metazoa, Chordata, Mammalia, Carnivora, Hyaenidae. Gene Ontology annotation, molecular function: double-stranded DNA binding. Gene Ontology annotation, cellular component: nucleus. The record is from RefSeq and is a predicted model, not a curated record.
AUGCCGGGGUUAAAGACAGAAAGCAGCCAAGGGCCUGGAAGGCACCUGGAGAUUCACCAUGUCCUCUCCAGUGGAGUUCUGUCCUCAGAUCUCAUCUCUCCUGUGUUCUCUCCUUCCACAAACUCGUCCAUUCUCUUGGGCAAAGCAGAUCAGUUUGUAAAGACUUGCCAACUUAAGCCGGGUUUCUACGGCGCGAGGAAACCGUGCCCUAAAGUGAGGGCUCAAGACUUUCUAAAAAAAGGAGUCACCUUAUAUGUCAGGAGCGCAGAGGCGGGAGCCGCGGAGAUAACAGUCCCAGGAGCGCCCUGGCGGACCCCGCCCCUCUCCGGCCGGCCGCUCCGCCAGGCCGCCAGGGGUCGCCGCGCACCGUUGGGAUGGAGGUCGGCUUCCCUCCCACCUCUUCCUCAUCGCUGCUCCGCCCCCUGGCGGCGUCCGCGCCAAAAUCAAACCCGCCUCGUCCCGCCCCGCCUCUCGCCUCGCGCCUCGCGCAGCUCCGGCCUUCAGAAGACCCGCUAUGGUAAGAACCGAGGCCACGCUCCAGGCUCGCGCUCCUCCCGCCUCCCCGGGCGGCGGAUCCCCCCGACAGCGUGUAGUCCCGGCGGGCCUCGGGGGCCUGGCUCCCACGGAGGGGCCGCCAGCCUGACGGCGGCCCGAGCUCAGAGGCUGAGGCGUGGCCCUGGGCCUGCUACCCCUACGCCGCCGGGCGUUAAACCCCGAAGGCGUUCGGGAGCGUUACCCGAACGUCUUGCACACUUAGCGACCUGUCAGAGCACGAGUCGCUUCAGACCCAUUGCACCAGGCUCCCCGGAUUCCGCUGCCAAAGGUGCAGCCUCUCAGGAAGAGGGGCGAAAGUCAAAGAAAAAAGGACUGAGUGCAGAGGAGAAGAGAGCCCGCAUGAUGGAAAUAUUUUUUGAGACGAAAGAUGUGUUUCAGUUAAAAGACAUGGAGAAGAUUGCGCCCAAAGAAAAAGGCAUUACUGCUAUGUCAGUAAAAGAAGUCCUUCAAAGCUUAGUUGAUGAUGGUAUGGUUGACUGUGAGAGGAUUGGAACAUCCAAUUAUUAUUGGGCUUUUCCAAGCAAAGCUCUUCAUGCAAGAAAACGCAAGCUGGAGGUUCUGGAAUCUCAGUUAUCUGAGGGAAACCAAAAGCAUGCAAAUCUACAGAAGAGCAUUGAGAAAGCUAAAGUUGGCCGACAUGAAACGGAAGAGCGAACCAUGCUAGCGAAAGAGCUUUCUUCACUUCGAGACCAAAGGGAACAGCUAAAGGCAGAAGUAGAAAAAUACAGAGAAUGUGAUCCACAAGUUGUGGAAGAAAUACGUCAAGCAAAUCAAGUAGCCAAAGAAGCCGCUAACAGAUGGACUGAUAAUAUAUUUGCAAUAAAAUCUUGGGCCAAAAGAAAAUUUGGUUUGGAAGAAAAUAAAAUUGAUAAAAAUUUUGGAAUUCCAGAAGACUUUGACUACAUAGACUAAAAUGUUCGAUGUUGGUAAAAGAUCUGUGUACUUGUGAAUAUGUAAUUUUUAAAAAUAUUAUCCAACUAAAUGUACUGAAUUGCCAUUUACUUGUAACUGUGUUUAUCAUUUUGUUAAUUUUAAAUAAAGCAUAAUGUG